Molecule: messenger RNA, 1251 nt
Organism: Pochonia chlamydosporia 170
Lineage: Eukaryota; Fungi; Ascomycota; Sordariomycetes; Hypocreales; Clavicipitaceae
Exons: 4
Coding region: 1-1251 (416 amino acids)
Source: RefSeq, a predicted model, not a curated record
AUGUCACACUUGGAGGCCGCUGCCUUGACUGCUACCUGUACCACAAUUCAAGCCGCCGAGCAGCUUGUCCAUUACGACUGGAGUAAGUUCACCCACGAUCACUGCUACAGAAAAGCAGUGAUCGAGAAAAUGCUGUUCGAUAAGUCCGUAGACAUUGCAAUGGUCAUAGCAACGACGCAGCUCGUCGAUUGUGUCUGGAGCAUACUAACCAGCGGACACCGCUCCCGAGAGUCCAUAAUAAGACAUUUCCAAUCCAAUCCCGAGACUGUCAACAUCGUAACCUCGAUAUCUGGGAAUGUUUCUGAUUCAGAAAAUACAACUUCCGACAAUGGUAUCCCAUCACUCCGUACCAAUACCGUCUCCACCGAGAGUGAAAGUAGAGUGCACCCCACUCUUGCCCAUUCGAUGCCAGCUGUUUCCAAUAGCGAAGAGCAAUUUCGUUCGAAUUGCAAUCGUCCUACUUCACGUAAACGUCACGCAAAACGUACCGAAACUGUAAAUGAGAGUGACCACGACAAUGGUCCUGCACCAAUUGAUGCUGGAUCUUGCAAGCGUCGACGAGUGAGUCAAGAUGACGCGGACGAGAACAAGCAUUUGCAAGCCAAUCCACCCCCUUCAUCUACCUCAAGCGCUCAAAACACAUUUCAAAAAGGUGGUAAGACGAGGCAGUUACCAGCGCCAAAUUUCGGCAACCGGAAAUUCUCCAUGAUUCAAGAGACGCUGCGAAGUCAAGUUCACACCUACAAAGGUUUAGAGGGCCUGCGCGAUUCCUGGAAAACAGUUGAUGCUUUUCGAUUACGGGCUGUUGAGCAACUAUUGAUGAAAUCAUCAGAUUCCAGGAUCGUGCAGGAGAGAUACUGGCAAGAAGAACUUCGUCACGCAUUGCGGAAGAAAAGCAGUAGCUUGUCCGUCAGAGCGCUCGUCGUGCGACGAUUUAACAUGGUUCGAAUGAUAGCCCAAUAUCACGAAAGGCAGAGAGUAAAUGGAGGUGGCGACGGGUCUAGUGAUAUAAAAGAAGAAUUUAAAAAGGAGCUUUUCCCAGGGAAGACUCCCAAGCAAGCCGAGUCGGAUUGGUAUUCCUAUCAUCUGGAAGCCGAGGUCUUAUUGGCGGCGGUGAGACGUUAUGGAUACGGCGUUUUGAUCUUCCCCUUACGCAAAGUAACCAGAGAAAGUCUGCGUAAGCUCGACCGCAAAUGCAUCAGCGACUUCAUUGACUACUUAGGUCAAUGUCAUCCCGACUUGGAGAAGUGA